Camelina sativa (false flax) is the source of this 551-nucleotide messenger RNA. RefSeq names its product defensin-like protein 195. Gene Ontology annotation, molecular function: sodium channel inhibitor activity. NCBI's taxonomy places the organism in Eukaryota, Viridiplantae, Streptophyta, Magnoliopsida, Brassicales, Brassicaceae. Gene Ontology annotation, cellular component: extracellular region. Gene Ontology annotation, biological process: defense response. The record is from RefSeq and is a predicted model, not a curated record.
ACCAACACAAGUGUUAUUAUAAAGCACAUAUCAACAAGCCCAAAGUUAGAUAAAGAAGGAGAAAAUGGCAAAGGCCAUGAAAUCUGUUUCCAUCUUCGUUGUCUUUUUCAUCUUCUUCUUGGUAAUUUCCGACGUACCAGAGAUAGAAGCUCAGGGUAGCGAGUGCUUGAAAGAAUACGGUGGUGAUGUUGGUUUUGGGUUUUGCGCCCCUCGGAUAUUUCCGACGAUUUGUUAUACAAGAUGCCGUGCGAACAAAGGAGCUAAAGGUGGAAGAUGCCGUUGGGGAGAAGGCAUUAAUAAUGUUAAGUGCUUAUGCGACUAUUGCGAUGAUACUCCCCGAUAAGAUCUAAAGUCUUAGCUAAUUAAUGGAUGCACAAUGACUACAAACACAUACAUAUCCGUCGUAUGUUUGAAUGUUUUGUUAUGUUUUUCCACAAGUGUUUUAGUAAUGUAUUGUAUAAUAACUGGAUAUGAAUGGUCCUUGUGAUAAUACAAUAAUACAUCUGAAAUAAAAAAAAUAAUGAAAAGUACGACUUUUGUUUCUGCGACUA